UUCAGUCAUAAUUCAAUGGGACGACCCCAUGUUACUGAGCUUCAAGAAAGGAGAGCUCAUUAUCAUAAUCAAAGACGACGAGUUUGCCCAGGAGCGUGGCUGGAUAAAGGGCCAGAAUGAGAGCACAAAACAUACCGGCGCCGUCCCCACCGAGGCCAUCAUAAUCCUGCCAACGCUCAGCAAACCCACCAAUCAGGUCAUGAGCCUCAUCAACCUGUCUCCAAACCAAAGGAAAAACAUAAUACAGGCAAACCAGAAGGAAACAGGAACCAUGGAGAGAUUAGCUCCCGCCACGCUGAAAGAGUUCUCCCUGGAGUACUUCAGGCAGCCCACUAAGGAUGUGAACCGUCAGGUGAUGUCCAGGAACGCUGCUCCUGAGAGGCUGUGGGCCAACUCGAGGGAGCCAAUCAGACAGCCCCUCCUCCAGAAGCUGGUGGGCAACCCGGAGCUCAGCCACAAAGCCUGCCUGGCCUUCACUGAUAUCCUCCACACAUAUAUGAAAAGUAGCAUUUCUUACUACUUGUUUUUUUUACCAGUGCACCUUUUGGCAUGCAAGUUAAAUUGAUGAAUGUACUAUAAGACUAUUUCAGGGCAUGGUUCAAUUUGUCUACUCCCUGACACACGUGUACCUGAAUCCUGCCCACACAGGGAGCAGAUCCUCACGGUUUAAUCAGGCCUUACAAAGUAUCUUCUUUGUAUCUGCUUAACCCUAACC
Notothenia coriiceps (black rockcod) is the source of this 715-nucleotide messenger RNA. Its product is annotated as unconventional myosin-VIIa-like. Gene Ontology annotation, molecular function: protein binding. NCBI's taxonomy places the organism in Eukaryota, Metazoa, Chordata, Actinopteri, Perciformes, Nototheniidae. The coding region runs from base 29 to 565 and encodes 178 amino acids. The transcript is spliced from 4 exons. The record is from RefSeq and is a predicted model, not a curated record.